Molecule: messenger RNA, 3392 nt
Organism: Cylas formicarius (sweet potato weevil)
Lineage: Eukaryota; Metazoa; Arthropoda; Insecta; Coleoptera; Brentidae
Gene: SMC6
Product: structural maintenance of chromosomes protein 6
Exons: 17
Coding region: 138-3323 (1061 amino acids)
Biological process (GO): double-strand break repair via homologous recombination; chromosome organization
Cellular component (GO): nucleus; chromosome; site of double-strand break
Molecular function (GO): ATP binding; protein binding; damaged DNA binding
Source: RefSeq, a predicted model, not a curated record
CCUGUUUUGUUCGGUUAGAGGCGCGAAAAAGCCGUUUGGGGCAACCGCUUCCGUGUUGUUUCAAGUAUUUUGUUAUAACUUCAUGGUAAAUCCAGCGAAAUUAAGCGAGCAGCACCCAUCGCAUAAAGUCCGAUACAAUGCAACGCAAAAGGAGGACCUUGCCGUCGGAGGCAGCGUCGACUUCUCGCAAGAGAUCCAAAGGGGCGCAAGAUGACGAAUCCUCUUUACGUAGAAGAGCCGGCGUUAUAAACCGCAUAGCGUUAAAGAACUUUAUGUGCCACUCGUUUCUCGAGGUGGACUUUGCAACCAACAUAAGCAUGAUAAUCGGGAAGAACGGUAGCGGCAAGAGUGCCAUAUUAACAGGUCUGAUUGUCGGUUUAGGGGGCAAAGCAAAUCUAACCAAUCGAGGGACCAGCGUGAAAAGUUUCGUCAAAGUCGGGAAGCCAUCGGGUAGUGUAGAAAUCGAGUUGUGCAACGAAGGCCCCAUGGCUUAUAAGCCAAGGGUGUACGGCUCCCGUAUCGUUAUCGUGAGGAACGUGAACGCUUCCGGCGGCGGUAGUUACAAAGUUAAAGCCGCUACGGGUGAGGUGGUUUCGACGCAGGCCAAGGAAGUGCAGAACAUUACGGCGAACCUAAACAUUCAAAUUGACAAUCCGAUUUGUGUGUUGAACCAGGACACGUCCAGGAACUUUCUGAGUGGCGGCAGCUCGAAAAAUAAAUUUGCAUUGUUCGUGAGGGCGACGAGGCUCGAUACUCUCGAAUCGGAGUACCGGAAAAUACUGGACAAUAAGAACGAAAGUGUCGCCAAAUUGGACGAGAAAAAGGGCAAUUUCCAAAAACUGAAGGACGAAAUAAAAAAUUUGAAGAAAAAAAUCGAAAACCAUCAGUCGAUCGUCAGUCUCAAGGACAAAAAGUUCGAACUGCAACGGGAGCUCAUGUGGGCCCAGGUCAGGGACGUCGAAGAUGACUACUGCGAGGCGGAAGAGAACGCGAAACAAAUCAAAAAAAAGCUCGACGAUUUCGUCGAAAAUUGCAACAAACGGGAAAACGAAUCGGACACCAUCGCCCAUUGUAUAAGCGACAUCGAACGGCAGAUGACGGAACUGAAAGAGCAGGCGGACAUACAGAGACGGCAGCAGAGCGACCUCAGGCGUCAGCUCGACGAACUGAUGGACGCUUAUAACGCGAAGAAGAGAGACAGACGAGCGGCGGCCGUCGUGGCGGAAUCGAAAACCCAAGACGUCGCCUAUUUGGAAAACGAAAUCGCUAACGCUACCGAAAAUAUGUCUAAGGUGGCGGAGCAGAAACACGAACGGCUGAGAAAGCUCGAAGCCCUCAGGGAUCAGCUCAAGGGCCUUUCCGAUCAGUUGGAAACCACGCAGAACGAGCUAUUCCAGGCGAAAAGCCAUCUCGCCAGGAAGCACGAAGACGAGAACAGUUUGAAGGCGGAGGUUGACCAAAUCGAGGCUCAGAUCGCUCAGGAGAGAAGGAGCCUGCAAGCGUUGGAAAGAGAGUCCGGCAACGCUCUGACGCUCUACGGCAAUGGUAUCUCGACGGUAGUGCAGGAGAUAGAGCGUCGCAAGAACGAGUUCGCGCAUGUGCCUCGCGGACCGUUGGGUUUCCACAUAAAGUUGCGCGAGAAAAAGUGGGCGGUGGCGAUCGAAGGUUACCUGGGAGGCGGCAACAUCAAGGCGUUCGUCGUGGAUAACAGGAAAGACGGCCAGCUGUUGCAGCAAAUAUUCGCGAGGGCGUGUCAGGGAGAGCAGUACCCGACCGUGAUCACGUCGAAGUUUAUUUAUCGCAGACACGACGUGAGUAGAAACAAGGUCGCCGCCCCGGGCGAUUGUGUCAGCUUGUACGACGUUCUGGACAUUGAGGACCCGAUAGUGAGCAAUUGCAUAGUAGACCAGUGCUCUCCUGAGAACAUCCUGCUGAUCCCCACCAACGAUCGAGCUAUGGAAUUACUCGCAGAGCAGGCGAGGGUGCCGACAAACUGCAAGCAGGGGCUGACCACGAACGGGGACAAGUACUACCCUGACCCGAACUACAAGACCUACGCCUCUAAUUACCACAGGUGUCGCUACCUGCAGGUAGACACCAGAGAGCACAUGCGGUUACUGCAGGAGAACAUCAACUCGUUGUCCGACAAGAAGCAGUCGGUCCUGCACCAACUGCGCGCGCUCCAAAACGAGAUCAAUCAGCAAACGCUGACCGCGCGCCACCUGGAGGAGAAGAUUAGGAAGGUUCAGAUGGCGAGGAGCAAGAUACGACGUGAGCACGACGAACUGAACCAGUCCGCGGAGCCCGAGGUGCACAAUCUCCAGUAUUUGGAAACCGAGGCUGCGGAAUUGAGGAAAACGAUCGAGGAGAACAAGGCGUCGAUGGAACAGGCCACGGAGGAGAUGAAGGAGAUGCGGGCGCAGAUCCAGGAAAGGGAGGAGAAGAUCGGAGCGAUGCGCAAGGUGUGCAAAGAGAUCGAGGAGCGGAUGUGGCCGUUGCAGCGUGAGCUCGAAGAGCGUCGGGCUAAACGCGACCAGGCAGUCGUCAACGGUCAGUUCGCAAAGCGCAGGAUCGAGGAGUUCCGCGGCAAGGUGGCGGAGGCCGAGGCUUCGUCGGCACUCAAAAAACGCGUCGUCGAGGCGAAAACGGCCGAGGCCGCCGAGUUGGGCGCGAGACCGCCGGAUUUGAGGGCGGUAGUUCAAGUAUCCCACGAGAUAAGCGAGCUGACGCGCAACAUAUACCGGAUCCAAACCGAGUCGGAUAAUAUAGGACACGUGACGGACCGGUACCGGCAGCUGAGCGAGAAAUUUCAAAACAGCGCCGAGAUUAUGGACAGAUUGAUCGGCAACGUGAGGGAGCUAACGGUGGGCGUGGAACGACGCAAGAAGCACUACAAACUGACCGAGAACUACUUCGUCACGUUCAUGAAGCAUUCGUUCCGACGUAUCCUCGAAGUUCGGCAGUUCGAGGGCACGAUCGAUAUCGACAUGGAGGCUAGAAAAUUGGAGCUGGUGGUGAUUCCCCAACAGGGAUCUCAGGGACCGACCACCACGGCAAAUUUGUCCGGCGGUGAGCGAUCGUUUUCCACGGUGGCGUUCCUUUACGCCCUCUGGCAGUGCAUGGAUUUCCCGUUUUACUUUCUGGACGAAUUCGACGUCUACAUGGAUAAACUCAAUAGGACCAAGGUGAUCGAGAUUCUGCUGCAUCACGCCCGCUCGAAGCCCGACUUGCAGUUCGUGUUUUUGACGCCGCAGGACGUUUCGUUCGUCCCGCAGGACGUGUCCAUCCUCAGGCUCCAAGAUCCCGAAAGGAUGGACGUUUAAAAGCCGACCUAUUUGUUUUUGUUAGUGUUUAUUGGUACUAUAUAACGUAAUAAAAUAACAAUAAUAAAU